Messenger RNA from Hirsutella rhossiliensis, 2349 nucleotides. Its product is annotated as subtilase family domain-containing protein. Bases 1 to 2349 code for a protein of 782 amino acids. Gene Ontology annotation, molecular function: serine-type endopeptidase activity; tripeptidyl-peptidase activity. Gene Ontology annotation, biological process: proteolysis. The record is from RefSeq and is a predicted model, not a curated record. The transcript is spliced from 12 exons. Lineage: Eukaryota; Fungi; Ascomycota; Sordariomycetes; Hypocreales; Ophiocordycipitaceae. Gene Ontology annotation, cellular component: cytosol.
AUGCAGUUACCGCGACUGUGCGCCCUUGUCUGCUCGGCACUGGUGCUGGUGUUGGCGGUGUCGGCUCCCGACGCCGUCGCCGCCGGGAGAGAAGAGCAGCAGCAUCUGCGGGACGAGGCGUUUCGGCGGGCAAGACGCCGCCAUGUUGGGCGAGGGCCGAGAUCUACGCAGAACAAGUUCAUCAUCGAGGUGCAGCCGGGCUUUCGCACUUCCAACCUGAUUCGGCAACCUGAGACCGCGGGGGCCCCCCGAGUCUCAAGCGCCUACCAGGUAUUCAACUGCAGCGGCCUCUUCAGGGGCUUCGUCGUCGAGGCGCAGGCCGAGAGCGUCGAGGAACUGCGCGGAAUCGACGGCGUCAUCAACGCCUGGCCGGUCCGGACGGUGCGGCUGCCGCCGACGGUGCGGCACCCGACGGUCAAGAGCGCUCCCCGCGGAGCCGAGGCUGCAAAUGCCUCGGUCCAUCGGUGGACCGGCGUGGACAAGCUUCACGCCGCGGGCAUGACCGGCAAGGGGGUCAAGGUUGCCAUUGUCGACUCGGGCGUCGACUACACGCACAAGGCGCUCGGGGGGUGCUUCGGACCUGGAUGCAGGGUCAUGGGAGGCUACGACUUUGUGGGCGGUAAAUGGGAACACCAACCGGAACCUGACGGCAAUCCCGUGGAUUACGACGGGCACGGCACGCACGUGGCGGGUAUCGUUGGCGGAAACGCCGAUGGGUUCUUGGGUGUGGCGCCGGAAGCCCAGCUCUUGGCCUACAAGGUCUUCGACGACGCCGGUAAUGGGACUACCGAAGAUGUCAUCAUCCAGUCGUUCUGCGACGCUUAUAGUGCCGGGGCCGACAUCAUCACCUCGAGUAUUGGCAUGGGAAGCGGCUUCAGCGAUGGUCCCUGGUCCCUGGUGGCCUCUCGCAUCGUAGGCAGAGGAGUUGUCGUGACAAUCUCGGCGGGCAACGACGGCAACAACGGCCCCUUUUCCUCGGGAAAUGGCUGUAACGGCCGCGGGGUCCUGUCCGUGGCAGCCAUCAACAUCACCGAGGAUGCCAAGAGCAAGCGAGUUCGGUUCACUCCGGCCCGUUUUACCUCGUGGGGGCCGACAAACGAGCUGUGGCUGAAGCCGGACAUCGGGGCCCCCGGGGUCAAAAUCAUGAGCACGGCCUUGAAACAGGGCUUCAAAGCCCUGGAUGGCACGUCCAUGGCUGCGCCGUAUAUCGCGGGCGUGGCCGCGCUCUUCAUCGGCCAGCGCGGCGGGCGCGAGAUUCACGGUUCCGAGUUUGCGCGCCGCUUGGCAAAACGCAUCAUUGGCAGCGGGCAGAGCGUCAGCUGGUCUGCAAACACGGCUCUGGACAACCAGACGUCCUUGGAGAACGCAACGGCCCCCCCUGUCCAGGUAGGAACCGGCCUGGUGGACGCGGGAAAGGUCCUUGGCUACACCACAGAGCUCAUGUUCGAGCCCAUUGCCCUGCGAGACACGAGGCGUUUCCAGCCCAAGUGGGAAGUAGGUAUCGUCAACAAGGGCAAGGACAAGGUCAAGUACCGCUUCGAGGUGGAGUCACAAUCCGCCGUCGAGAUCUACAAUGGCCAUGAUGGCAUCAGAAAAUUGCCCAAACUCAGGCCCUCGUGCUUGGACCCAGUCAUUUCCCUCCCGAAGCCUGAGGUCGUGAGGGCCGGGCAGAUGAAGUCUAUCGUUUUAAAUUUUUCGCUUCCAUUGAAAGCCAACGACUCCAUGCUUCCAGUAUACGGCGGCAAGAUCUGGAUCAAGGGCGACAACGGGGAGGAGCUCUGCAUCCCAUACGCAGGGGCUGCAUACGACACGGGAAAGGCGUUCGCCACCAUGUUUCGAGACGUCAACCGCACCGCCAACGACAACGGCACUUGGACGCGUGACGGUAGUUGGACCAUGGACACGCAGAAGUACAUGGAAUUGAAGGCAGUCCUCGCGUAUCCAUGCACCAAUCUGCGGUGGGAUAUCUUCGCGAGCAACUGGACAGAGCGAGACUGGGUGUACCCGCCACAGGCGAACAAAGGCGGCUACGUCGGUUCCGUCGCCGCGGUUCCAGUCUUGAAGGAGUCGGCGGGAGACGACAACAACAACAAGAGCAAAGCGACGGGCUUCCCCUUCAACAGGGUACCCCGCGGCAAGAUGUCGUACCGCUGGUUUGGCGAGCUGACCAACCGAACGCAGAUUGCACCGGGGAAUUACACGAUGCGAUUUGCGGCGUUGAGACCGUAUGGGGACCCCCACUCUGCAGACCACUGGGACGUCCUGCCCAUGGGUGCGCGUGGCCUUGAGAUUCGCCGUGCCGCGCGCACGAGGGCGAAGCGGACAAGUGAUGAAAUGGGUCAAAGGUGA